Messenger RNA from Mizuhopecten yessoensis (Yesso scallop), 3486 nucleotides. RefSeq names its product nuclear receptor subfamily 5 group A member 2-like. The transcript is spliced from 2 exons. The record is from RefSeq and is a predicted model, not a curated record. NCBI's taxonomy places the organism in Eukaryota, Metazoa, Mollusca, Bivalvia, Pectinida, Pectinidae. Gene Ontology annotation, biological process: negative regulation of transcription by RNA polymerase II. The coding region runs from base 1 to 1416 and encodes 471 amino acids. Gene Ontology annotation, molecular function: transcription corepressor activity; transcription factor binding. Gene Ontology annotation, cellular component: nucleus; cytoplasm.
AUGGACCUCGGACACGAGAAAGGUUCUGUCUGUACCUGUCACCCCGUGUCCUACAACAGUAACACACUGGAGAGACUUCUAGUUCACGGACCAGAGGCAUACAACUCCUAUUACAACAGUCACAGACAACCAUCACCUUAUAAUAAGGUAGCAAUGGACCACAUACAGGGUUUAAGUCAUGUUGGACAUAACAAUAGACACAACACAACACUUCAGAGUGUUUUGUUGGGACAGGUGCCUGCUGAAUACUCUCAUUUGGCUUCCAGUCAAAAUUCCAUACGGGAUGUGCUGUCUCCGAACAUACCUCAUCAAAGCAACACCUCAAACAAUGUCUCAACUUUAAGGAUUCCAAACUACCAUGACAACGCAUUGCCGUCAUCAUCACCACGUCAUAUUCCGUCUCCACAUGUUAUGGCGUCAUCACCCCAUUCGCCUUCGCCACGUCAUAUCUCUUCUUCGCCUCAUUGUCGGCUUUCCCCGGCACAUAUGACGCCACCCAGACAUGUUUCGUCGCCACUAUCAUCGCAAUAUCAUGUACCGUCACCCUUUUCAACAAAUUCCGCCUCUUCACCAUUCAACCCAUCCGAAUCUUGCCAAGACGAACCCAUAGAUCUGUCAUGCAAAGGAUCCAAUACCGAUGACAGUGACAGUGUCAUGUCUGAAUCUCCAAAAUCGGAUGCUGGAUCAUCUCUGUUAAGGAACCUCCUAUGUAUUGGCAAGAACUUGGACACAGACGAACGUUGUCCUAGCAACAGCAUGGAUUUUGAUCCUUCAAUAACAGCUAUUUCGAGCAAUACACGCGUAACAUUAGCCAAGAAAAACAUGUUACCGGUUAGUUCACGGGUCUCAGACUGGUUAGUGAAAAUAGUUCAAUUCUCAAAGUCCAUUCCUGAAUUUCAGAAUUUAUCACAUAAUGACAAAGUCACAUUGAUUCUGAACUCCUGGACAAGAUUACUUUUGCUGUACAUGUCUGAGAGCAACUUCCAGUUCGCUGUCACCCCGAAACACAACUAUGGAAGUUCUGAAGAGGAGACACCUUCCUCUACUCCCAGCCCAGACACCCCCACUAUGAAAUCGGUGGAAAGUGUGCAGAACUUUGUUAAGAAAUGUCAAAAUAUGAACCUUGACCAGAAAGAAUAUGCAUUCCUAAGAAUGGCCGUCCUUUUCAAUGCAGGUUAUGUUGGACUGGACAGACCGGAUAUGGUUGACCAACUGAAUUCCCUGAUACAGCAGCUUUUGCAGGAACACGUCCGAUUGGUCCGACCAACUGACGUCAUGCAUUACUCGCGCUUGUUGUUGCUGCUCCCUGCCUUAUAUGGUAUUAACUGUAAAAUGAUUGAAAAUCUCUUCUGUGGUCACAUUAACGGAAACAUGGACAUGGAAGUUUUGUUGAAGGAGAUGAUACAAAAUUUGUGAUUGGUGGGAAAUAGAAACACAAACUCUGAUUGGAUAAACAGCCAUGGUACAAUAUUUGUGAUUGGAGGAAAAUAUGAAAUAAACGCUUUCUGAUUGCACAAAUAUCCAUGGUUCACAACUGAUUGUUGGACAAAGAGAUGUGUUUUAGUUCAUGAAAGCAGUCCAGUUAGAACACUAGAGGAGGACUUUGUUUUAAAAACAUGUCUCAAGCUGCUGAAAAGCGAUGUUAGGUAAUUGAAAUGGACAUAUAUUGCCAUAUGACAAAAGUCCUAUUUAAUACGAUGUAUUAAUCUCAGCUAUGAGGCCAAAUACAAAAUAAUGUGUGUUUCAGGUUUUCCCUAAGUGUUUUCUUGCCUUCUUAAUGUGUUUAAGGGUAAUGUUGAAUAAACACCGUUAAAUAUCAUCUCAAUUCUAUACCAUCAACGAAAAAAUCUAUUUUAUAAAACAAGAUCUUUUUCCCAUCCUAUCAUCUCAUGCUUGCACGGAAACCUGAAAUUCAUUUUUACUUUUGUUUGGUCAUGUGACUUCUUAUGAAUACUUAACUAGUGCUGGCAACUAGCCUCAUUGUGCGGUCAUUCCAGUCUGAUAUUUUCUUAAUUUACCUCAGUGUGUUUUUUAAAUUAUUAUUAUUAUUAUUUGUAUUGUGCUAAAAGACCAUAUCAAAAAACAACAUUCUAUUAUAUAUAAUGCCAACACCCCAUUUAAUAUGUCAUAUCAACAGUGUAAAAGUGUAUAAUAUGCAAUCUAUUUCAAUGACAACAAAGGACGCAUUCAAAUAUAGAUAAAAGAACAAUACAAAAGACAGCUUGAUUUGCAUCAGUCACAUGACAUGAUUUAAUCCAGACUAUUGAAACCGACUUUCGACCACAACAUUGGUAUUCCUAUCUUGCCGUAUCUACAAUACAGUAGAAAUUUGCAAUCAUUAAGGCGAUGAUCUUAAUAUAGUAGGUACAUUUAAAAUCCUGACUAUCUUGGGAUUGGUAGAUUUGUAUAUUUACAUAGUCUAAAUUAUAUUUUCAACGUAGUAAUUUAUUGCUUUCAUUUCUAGCCUAUAUUCGUUAUUUUUCUAUUUUCUAGUUUGUACAUAAUUUAAAGCCAACGUAUUUCGAGGAAGGGGCAAUGAAUAUAACCAUUUAGUUUAUUUGUAAAAGACAACACUAUAAGUAUAUCAAAGUAUCUAUAUUAUUUUAUGAAUAAGUUGGAAGCCUUUUACCCAAUGACAAAAAAAAAAGAAUUACAAAAUAUUAUCGAGUUUAUUUUUUUCGUAAUCAUCCAUUGGAAAAAUAUUAACAAAAGAUUUCAUACGAUUAAAAAACUUAAUGUUUUAUCAUAAAAAACACCAAAGUAUUGGUAUAUGUAUAACUAUUAUUUAUAGCAAUCAAAAUAUUUCUUCCAGUGCAAAAUGCCCCUUUUUCUGCCACUAGCUACAGUCCACUAUAUAAAAUUUGUGGGAGUCUAAAUGUCCUGUCUGUCUUUAAUACGGUUUAUAUAAAGGCCACUGAUACCGGUGAUCACAAACGCGUGAUAUGUAUCGUUAUUUUGCUGUCAGUGUGAAAAAAAUGUGUCAUUGUAUGGAUGAGGUUUGAACAAUAGUGAUUAUUUAUGUAUGGCGUCUGCAACAUUUUCCAUUUAUGAUAAAGUUCCCUGUUUAAAUAAAACAUUAAAAUAUGUAAAGAAAUAGAACAAGGGUUUUUUGCUGACAUAAAUGAAUAGAAAAUGUGUAUUUACUUCAAGAUUUAUCUUUCUAAUUUUUACAUAUUUGCUUACAAACUGAAAAAUAUGUUUCAAAAUUGGUCAUUUUCAUGUUUGUCUGUAUGGGUAAAUACAGUUCCUAUUGACUAUGGUUUCAAUAGGUGUAUAUACCAACAAUUACUGAUAUGACGUCAUUGAGUGUGUAUUGUACCAAUUUGCGCAAUUCACCAAUCAGAUUUGCCGUAAUAUUUAACAUGAGAGAAAGGAAUGAGACUGAAAGGAUCGAUGUCGUAUAUAGUGUGCUUAUAUGUCAUCUUUGUAGAAAUCACAUUCUAUUUUAUUUAUUUUCAUGUCAAAAUAAAAGACCAUUCAGAUUUA